Messenger RNA from Uranotaenia lowii, 3713 nucleotides. Its product is annotated as location of vulva defective 1-like. Gene Ontology annotation, molecular function: phosphoprotein phosphatase activity. Bases 159 to 2303 code for a protein of 714 amino acids. Lineage: Eukaryota; Metazoa; Arthropoda; Insecta; Diptera; Culicidae. The record is from RefSeq and is a predicted model, not a curated record. The transcript is spliced from 6 exons.
ACGGGAGCGUAGCCAUUUUAGAAAAUCAAAACAGAGUGAAAAUUUCCGUACAGUCUCGGUUGCGGUGCGAAAAUAGUGAAUUUUCUUGCAGUGGAUCGAUUGUAAAAACGGUGGAAAAUGUUCUAAUCGGAUGAAAACCGACCGCUCAAAGUGGAACCAUGUGGUUACGGAGUGAAACCAGAGACCGGCGGCUACGAACGCGUGGUCCUCGUGUAACGGUUAAAAAUAAAAAGCAUGUAAAGAUUCCGCUGCCACCGUCGCCGAAUGCGAAAGCAGCCAAACGAAGCCCACCAUUAGCUACGACGGAAUCUACGGUUACCAGACGAGGAGGUUCCAAUGUUGUUUCACUUCCCGCAGCGAUUGUUGCCGGUUCUCGGUGCCGAUCAUCUGCAGCGGCUCUCAACGCAACGCCGAUACGUUCUUCUGCGCGGAUUGGUGUCAGUCGACUGAGCCCCAAGCAAGCGGUUAGGAAAAUUGGUAAAGGGUCUACACCGAAUGCCGAUGAAAAUGCGAUCCCUGAAGAUUGUAAGGAAAAUUGCUGGCAGGAUGGCAAUGAUCUCACUCUUUUUGAUUCCACCGUCAAUCUUAAAAACCAGUAUGAAGCCACGAGUCUGUACGGGAAGAAAGCAGAUGAGAUUGGUUCGCCAGAUGAUUGCAUCAAUCAGUUUGGUGUGAUAAGCUACGAUUUGACCAAGGGCUCCGUCGAGACCGUCACGUCGUCGCAAACGGUCGAGCAACUUAAUUCUAAAUGCAUAACUGAAUGCGAUAGCACGACAGAAAUUGACUGUGAUAUAAGUUAUCCUUCAACUUCGGGAUUCUGCAGUCGCUCGCCCAGAAAGUCACGGGAAAACUCAUUCACACCUGCGCCUCAACCGCAGGACGUCGUUGUUCCGGAAGUGGAUUCCACCACCGAUACCAUUCCGGACACCACGAACGAAUUGGAAGCAGCGGCAACUAAAAUCAUUUCCUCGUUCACAUCGUCAACGUCUGCAGCAUUAUCCUCUUCUUCAUCAUCGUCAUCCUCCUCGUCGUCGUCAUCUUCCUCACUGUCCUCCAGGUUCCAGCCGACCGGUUAUAGCAGCUGCUCAUCUGUAUCCGGAGGCGGCGUCGAUGAACAACCCGGCUCCAGUGGCUAUUCACCGAACGCAACAGCUUCGGAUUUGAUCUCUAUGUUUGAUGAUGAACAUUACAAAAAUUCUGCAGAACUAUGUCAAUAUACGGAUUUUCUGCCCUACAAUACGCUACUUACCCAGGCACUGCUUAACUGUGGCGAUGUGUCGAGCCUCAAUCUCAACUGCAAUCAAGUGCUUUCGGAGAAUAUCACAGCUGGUCUGAAUGAUACUGGGUUUUUGUCUUCGAUAAAUCCCACGGCGAUUGAGAAUCUGAAAGCCUUGACCAAUUUUCAAACGGUUGCGAUGGUCGACGAGGCAGGACCGAGUUCUAGUGGAGCCUAUUUGACCGAAAUUGGCCAACGGACUGACGACGAGUCCUCUGGUUACGCCGUUCAUCCUGGGUCGGAGUCCAUGAUUCAUAACAUUGAGUGUAACGAAACCAUCCCGAUGUGCGGUGACGAAGGGGACUCUGCGAUGCAUUUGGAAUCGGAUGAGUGUAUGGAUAAUGAUGAAUCCAACGAGGGUCAACAUGAGCAUGCAACAUGGGAAACGUUCGAUCCUUAUGUGUUUAUCAAACAUCUGCCCCCGCUCACAUGCGAGAUGCGUUCCAAGUGCCCCGCCCUGCCGUUGAAAACCCGGUCCAGUCCGGAGUUCAGUCUCGUACUCGAUCUCGAUGAAACAUUGGUGCAUUGUAGCCUGCAGGAAUUAUCCGAUGCCAGCUUUAAGUUUCCGGUGCUAUUUCAAGAGUGCAAAUACACGGUGUUUGUCCGCACCAGACCAUUUUUCCGAGAGUUCCUGGAGAAGGUAUCGCAGAUUUUCGAAGUAAUUCUAUUUACCGCUUCUAAGCGCGUCUACGCCGAUAAAUUGUUAAAUUUACUGGAUCCGGAACGGCGACUUAUCAAAUAUCGCCUAUUCCGAGAGCACUGCGUUCUAGUCAAUGGUAAUUACAUUAAAGAUUUGACUAUUCUGGGACGAGAUUUAUCAAAAACUAUCAUCAUAGACAACUCACCUCAAGCUUUUGGGUACCAGCUAGAGAACGGGAUACCCAUUGAGAGUUGGUUCAUGGAUCAGAACGAUUCUGAGUUGAUGAAAAUAUUACCAUUUCUGCUGCGGUUAGCUGAAAUGCGUGAAGACGUGAGGCCGCACAUUCGUGAAAAGUACCGACUUUUCUCAUAUCUACCACCAGAUUAAACUCAAUAUAGACGCAUGCCUUUGAAAUUGUAGGUUCAUAGUUAAACCCAUAUUGCAUCUCUUAGGCAAGUGUUUCUGUUGUUUCUCAUGAUUCUACGUCAUUCGGCCCAAUGAUAUUUGUCCGGAUGGCGUGUUUCUUCUUGUUCUGGUUAGCAUCAAGUUAAAAAACCAUCAAAGUGGAAAACAUAGAUAUCACGUAAACAUACACAUAAAAAAAAACAAAUAUUAUUCAAAAGUACACAAAUGAACAGGUUUGAAAGCUGAAAUUAUGAAAUCACACAUACACUAAAUUACUGGUAGAAGUUUAGGCGCCAGCAUACAUUAUAUGUUUAUUAAGAAUAAAAUGUGAAAAUGAUACAAACUCAACCGCAAAUUAGCCACAAAAACUAACGCAAAUAAUCGAUCAAUACAGAAUAAUGUAUUAGUAUAAAAGAAAAAUACAAUAAUGAGAUAUCGUACAUAAAUAGAACACUUUCCAACCCAAUUGUACAAGUUAAUGUUUUCAAUUCUACACAGUGGGUUUAAAAAUCCUUUUGAAUAAAACAACACAUAAGCAUUAAUAACAUAAGUUGAAAAUUUGUAAUAAAGCAAGUUAGCUUAAAAUGCAAUACAUUAAAGGAAGUAUCAAUACAAAUACAAAACAAAAAUUUACUAAGAAAUAACAUAUUUAACUAGAUUCGUAGUGACUAGGCUUGUAAAAAAGGCAUAACGAAGCAGAGCAACAUAUAGCGAAGCAACAUUCAACACAGUGAAUUUAGUAAACGAUUAUGUUGUGAACAUAUAUGAUUGUUUAUAUUGUCUUAUUGGUAAAAAAAAAGUUCAUUAUUGUUAUGAAUAAUUUGAUAUUAUUUUAUUUAUUAAAUUUAUCGUGUGCAUCAUUAGUGCUGUACCAUACGAUUCGUUUUUAGGAUGCUAAAUUUUAUAUAGUUGUAAUGUGUACAGUCUAAUGAAUGAUGGAAAUAAAUCGAACAAUUCAAAUUGAAACGUUCUUCAGUACUAUGGAACUCUUCUACACAAAAAACAAGUUCAACGAACUGUUCUGAAACUAUCUGCGCAACUUUUCCGUUUCCAUUUAAUAAAACUGAUGUUGCGUUUUCUUUAACGAAACCGCAAUAAAAGUGGAUUUUCGUCCCGUUUUGUGGUUCUAUUCUGUAGAAGCAGACUUCAACCGCAGGAUAGUUAAACUUUUGUUUAAACUUUGAAGGACCACUUUUCUAGGAUCCGCCCAAUUGCGGUUUAAUGAAAGUUGAAAAAAAAGUAAUGACGUUUCACUGAGCAGAACAAUCAAAGCAAAUUCAAGCUGUUGGAUAAAACAUUGAAAACUAUCGUGCAAACGAUACUGCUCGCAUAUUUAAAGGUAAAACAAAGAACGAACAAAGCCUAACAUGGAAAUAAAUUGAUUGAUUGUAA